AGCCAGCACCAGAGAGAGGAGACACCAUGACCCCCACCCUUACGGCCCUGUUCUGUCUCGGGCUGAGUGUGAGCCCCUGGACCCAAGUGCAGACAGGGACCCACCCAAAACCCACCAUCUGGGCUGAGCCAAGCUCUGUGAUGCCCUGGGGGACACCUGUGACCAUCUGGUGUCAGGGGAGCCUGAAGGCCCAGGAGUACCGCCUGCGUAAAGAGGGAGACUCAUGGAACUGGGACUCACAGAAGCCACUGGAGCCUGGGGACAAGGCCAACUUCUUCAUCACACACAUGACAGAUGUACAUGCAGGAAGAUACCGCUGUGACUAUCUCAGUCAGACCGGCUGGUCAGAGCCCAGUGACCCCCUGGAGCUGGUGGUGGUGACGGGAUCCCAGGACAAACCCAGCCUCUCAGCCCUGCCCAGCCCUGUUGUGACCUCAGGAGGGAACGUUACCCUCCAGUGUGCCUCAUGGAUGGGAAUCCACAGGUUCAUCCUGAUGAGGGAAGGAGAGCGCCAGCCCUCCUGGACCCUGAACUCCCAGGCAGCCCCCCGUGGGGGGACCCAGGCCCUGUUCCCUGUGGGCCCCGUGACCCCCAACCACAGGUGGAGAUUCAGAUGUUAUGGCUAUUACAGCAACACCCCCCAGGUGUGGUCGUACCCCAGUGACCCCCUGGAGCUGCUGGUCUCAGGACAACUGCCUUUCACACCCUCCCUCUUGGUGCAACCAGGACCUACCGUGGCCCCAGGAGAGAAUGUGACCCUGCUGUGUCAGUCACGGAGCUCUGUGGACAAUUUCCUUCUGUCCAAGGAGGGGGCAGCCAAUCCCCUGCUGCGUCUAAGAUCACAGUACCGAGCUGGGCAGCACCGGGCUGAAUUCUCCAUGAGUCCUGUGACCUCAGCCCAUGAGGGGACCUACAGGUGCUACGCCUCUGCCAGGACCUCCCCCUACCUGUUGUCACAGCCCAGUGACCCCCUGGAGCUGCUGGUCUCAGCCUCGGACCCCAGAGAUUACACGGUGGAGAAUCUGACCCGCCUGGGCGUGGCUGCCUUGAUCCUGGUGGUCCUUGGGAUUCUGCUGCUAGAGGCUCAGCACAGCCAGAGAAGGACCCCAGAUGCAGCCAGGACUUACAGGCAGGCGGGUAUCCAUGUGGCCACACCCUGUGUGUCUGUCUGUCCUGUGGUCACAGUGGGCCCUCCAUCUGCCCAGCUGCAACCAGAGAGAGGAAAUACCAUGACCUCCACCCUCACAGCCCUGCUGUGUCUUGGGCUGAGUGUGGGCGCCAGGACCCGAGCCCAGGCAGGGACCCUCCUCAGACCCACCAUCUGGGCUGAGCCAGGCUCUGUGAUGCCCUGGGGGACACCUGUGACCAUCUGGUGUCAGGGAAGCCUGGAGGCCCAGGGGUACCUCCUACAUAAAGAAGGAUACUCAGGGACCUGGGACAGACAGAAACCGCUGGAAUCCGGGGACAAGGCCAACUUCUCCAUCACAUACCUUACAAAUGUAUAUGCAGGAAGAUAUCACUGUAGCUACUUCAGUCCCACCAGCUGGUCAGAGUACAGUGACCCCCUGGAGCUGGUGGUGACAGGAUCUCAUGGCCAAGCCAGCCUCUCAGCCCUGCCUAGCCCUGUUGUGACCUCAGGAGGGAAUGUGACCCUCCAGUGUGCCUCACGGAUGGGAUUCCACAGGUUCGUCCUGAUGAAGGAAGGAGAGCACCAGCCCUCCUGGACCCUGAACUCCCAGCCAGCCCCCCGUGGGGGGACCCAGGCCCUGUUCCCUGUGGGCCCUGUGACCCCCAGCCUCAUGAGGUUCAGAUGCUAUGGCUAUUACAGCAACACCCCCCAGGUGUGGUCGGACCCCAGUGGCCCCCUGGAGCUGCUGGUCUCAGGUAUGUCAGGAAAGCCCUCCCUGCUGACUCAACAGGGCCCUGUCGUGACCUCUGGACAGAGCCUGACCCUCCAGUGUCACUCUGAUAUCAGCUACGACAGAUUCGCUCUGUCCAAAAAGGGGGCACCUGACCCUCCCCAGCAGGCUGGCCGGCAGCCCCAGGCUGGGUUGUCUGUGGCAGACUUCCCCCUGGGCCCUGAGACCUCUCAUGGAGGCCGGUAUAUGUGCUACGGUGGACACACCCUCACCUCUGAUUGGUCGACCCCCAGUGACCCCCUGGACAUCCUCCUCGCAGGACAGCUGCCCUACACACCCUUCCUCUCAGUGCAGCCAGGACCCACGGUGGCCCCAGGAGAGAAUGUGACCCUGCUGUGUCAGUCACGGAGCCCUGUGGACACUUUCCUUCUGUCCAAGGAGGGGGCAGCCGAUCCCCCCCUGCGUCUUAGAUCACAGUACCGAGCUGGGCAGCACCGGGCUGAAUUCCCCAUGAGUCCUGUGACCUCAGCCAGGUGCUAUGGCUCUUCCAAAAUCUCCCCCUACCUGUUGUCACAGCCCAGUGAUCCCCUGGAGCUGCUGGUCUCAGGUGAGGCUGGCACCGUGAGCCCACCCCAAAACAACUCAGACCCCAGCAGUGGUGCCUCUCUGACCUCUGCAACAUCUCGGUCCUCAUUCCUAGCCUUGGAUCCCAGAGAUUACACGGUGGAGAAUCUGACCCGCCUGGGCGUGGCUGUCUUGAUCCUGGUGGUCCUCGGGAUUCUGCUGCUAGAGGCACAGCACAGCCAGAGAAGGACCCCAGACACAGCCAGGAGCUAAACGUGAGGGGGAACAAAGCCACCAUUCCAUGUGGCAGAGCGUGGGCAUGCAUUCCAGGUGCCCAGAGGGAUCUGGAGGAAAGCCUGCAGCUCACCCUCGCUGAUCUGUCUGCUGACAACAUCGAGGGGGAGCAUGGUUCAGGUGCAGGACAUGUCUGGGCUGCUCCCUGUCC
This is a messenger RNA of Lontra canadensis (Northern American river otter), 2868 nucleotides long. RefSeq names its product leukocyte immunoglobulin-like receptor subfamily A member 6. Gene Ontology annotation, molecular function: inhibitory MHC class I receptor activity. Lineage: Eukaryota; Metazoa; Chordata; Mammalia; Carnivora; Mustelidae. The record is from RefSeq and is a predicted model, not a curated record. Gene Ontology annotation, biological process: cytokine-mediated signaling pathway.